AUGCAUUCGCUGGAGGAGCCGCUGGACCUCAAGCUGAGCAUCUCCAAGCUGCGAGCCGCCCGGGAGAAGCGGGGUCCCCCCGGUCCACGACCCCGCGGUCCCCAGCGCCUGGACGCCCCGCCGGCCGGGGAUGGCCGAGGAGGGAGCCGGGGGGGUCGCCGUGCCGUGCCGGCCCCGCCGCCCCCCGGCCUCCUGGCCCACUCCAGGCUGGUGGAGCCGCGGGACGGGCACUUCCCCGCUGUGCCGGGGGGCGGCCCCCGCCACGGCAGGGGCUUCAAUGCCAGGUACAAGAUGCUGAUCCACAUCCGGACGCACACCAACGAGAAGCCGCAUCGCUGCCCCACCUGCAACAAGAGCUUCUCCCGCCUGGAGAACCUGAAAAUCCACAACCGCUCGCACACAGGCGAGAAGCCCUACAUCUGCCCCUACGAAGGCUGCAACAAGCGUUACUCCAACUCCAGCGACCGCUUCAAGCACACCCGCACCCACUACGUGGAGAAGCCCUACUCCUGCAAGAUGCCGGGCUGCCACAAGCGCUACACCGACCCCAGCUCCCUCCGCAAGCACAUCAAAGCCCACGGCCAUUUCGUCUCUCCCGAGCACCCGGAGAUGCUCAAGGUCCACCCGCCUCCCAAAACGCCCCUGGGUUCGGCGGAGGUGCCCUACGUUAACGGGGCGCAGCUCGUGAUCCCCAACCCCGCCGCCCUCUUCGCUCCCCCGGGGCUGCCGGCGUUGCCCAUCCCUUUGGCGCCGGCACCGCUCGACCUCAGCGCUUUGGGCUGUGGGGCUGCCGGUGCCCUGCCAGCCCUGCCGGGCCCUGUCCUGCCCCUCAACGGCGGCCCCUUGAACUUGGCCAAGAGCCCGUUGCUGCCCUCGCCCUUCCCGGCGGGGCUGGGGCUGCCCGUCAUGUCGCUGCUGGCCGGCGGGGCCAAGGCCGAGGGGGAGAAGGGCAGCGGGGCCGAGGGGCGGCUGCCCAAGGCGGGCAAAGGGCCGGAGAGCCCAGCUGGCUGGGCACACCCCGGCCCGGUGCCCGCCCGCAUCCCUCCGGCCACCCUUGUCCCCCCACCGCCUCCCCGGCCCUCCCCGUGA
Messenger RNA from Nipponia nippon (crested ibis), 1089 nucleotides. NCBI's taxonomy places the organism in Eukaryota, Metazoa, Chordata, Aves, Pelecaniformes, Threskiornithidae. The record is from RefSeq and is a predicted model, not a curated record.